UGUACCCUAUAUUCCUGUGUUGCAGGGGUCGGCUACGCCAUCUGUCUGCUGGACAUCUACAUGGGCAUGUACUACAACACCAUUAUCGGCUGGGCUGUUUACUAUCUCUUCGCCUCCUUCCGCUCUGAACUGCCCUGGACUAGCUGUGACAACCCCUGGGUCGGCUACGCCAUCUGUCUGCUGGACAUCUACAUGGGCAUGUACUACAACACCAUUAUCGGCUGGGCUGUUUACUAUCUCUUCGCCUCCUUCCGCUCUGAACUGCCCUGGACCAGCUGUGACAACCCCUGGAACACCCUCAACUGCACUCCUGUCCUCGCCCUGGCCGACAACGACACCUCCUCCGUCAGCCCCGCCAAAGAGUUCUUCGAACGUAGCGUGCUGGAGCAACACAGGUCAGACGGCCUCAACAGGAUAGGACCCAUCAAGUGGUCUCUGGCUCUGUGUGUGAUGGCGGUCUUCAUCCUGGUUUACUUCUCUCUGUGGAAGGGAGUCCGUAGCACAGGGAAGGCCGUCUGGAUCACAGCGCUGGCACCCUACUUUGUGUUGAUAAUUCUGCUGGUGCGGGGAGUCUCACUGCCAGGUGCUGCUGAAGGUAUCCGAUAUUACCUCACACCUCAGUGGCACAAGCUCAAAAACUCUAAGGUCUGGAUCGACGCUGCAUCUCAGAUCUUCUUCUCCCUAGGUCCCGGGUUCGGAACCCUGCUCGCCCUCUCCAGCUACAAUAAAUUCAACAACAACUGCUACAGAGACGCCAUAGUCACCAGCAGUAUCAACUGUCUGACCAGCUUCCUGGCGGGGUUUGUCAUCUUCUCCGUGCUGGGAUAUAUGGCGCAUGUGCAGAACAAAAGCGUGGACCAGGUCGGCCUUGAAGGUCCUGGACUGGUGUUCAUCGUUUACCCCGAGGCUAUUGCAACUAUGACGGGCUCCGUCUUCUGGUCCAUCAUCUUCUUCCUCAUGCUCAUCACCUUGGGGUUGGACAGCACCUUCGGCGGCCUGGAGGCGAUGAUCACCGCCCUCUGUGACGAGUACCCCCGGGUCCUGGGCAGGAACAGGGAGGUGUUCGUGGCUUGUCUGCUGUGCGGAGUGUACGUCUGCGCUCUGCCUACAACCACCUACGGCGGCGUGUACCUGGUGAACCUGCUGAACGUCUACGGGCCGGGCCUGGCCAUCCUAUUCGUGGUGUUCGUGGAGGCGGCGGGCGUCUGUUGGGUGUACGGCGUCGAAAGGUUCUCCUCUGACAUCGAGUGCAUGUUGGGCCACCGGCCCGGCCUCUUCUGGAGACUCUGUUGGGCCUACAUCAGCCCCGUCUUCCUGUUGGUGAUCUUCGUGUUCUCUCUGCUCAGCUAUGAAGAGAUGCUGGCUGGAGACUAUGUCUAUCCUGAGUGGAGCAUCAACAUGGGUUGGCUCCUGACAGCAUCGUCCAUCUCUUGUAUUCCUGUUUAUAUCAUCUACAAGUUCCUCAUCACACCCGGCUCUUGUUUUAAGACACAGACUGGUUCUAACGAGGGUGCAGCAGAGAAGACAGUUGAGGACGUGGUUCCUAUAGGCCCCUAA
Molecule: messenger RNA, 1557 nt
Organism: Homalodisca vitripennis (glassy-winged sharpshooter)
Lineage: Eukaryota; Metazoa; Arthropoda; Insecta; Hemiptera; Cicadellidae
Product: sodium-dependent serotonin transporter-like
Exons: 11
Coding region: 61-1557 (498 amino acids)
Biological process (GO): serotonin uptake; sodium ion transmembrane transport
Cellular component (GO): neuron projection; membrane
Molecular function (GO): serotonin binding; serotonin:sodium:chloride symporter activity
Source: RefSeq, a predicted model, not a curated record